Conger conger (European conger) is the source of this 4147-nucleotide messenger RNA. Its product is annotated as AP-1 complex subunit gamma-1. Gene Ontology annotation, cellular component: membrane coat; AP-1 adaptor complex; Golgi apparatus. Gene Ontology annotation, molecular function: clathrin-cargo adaptor activity. Bases 81 to 2624 code for a protein of 847 amino acids. The record is from RefSeq and is a predicted model, not a curated record. Lineage: Eukaryota; Metazoa; Chordata; Actinopteri; Anguilliformes; Congridae. Gene Ontology annotation, biological process: Golgi to vacuole transport; receptor-mediated endocytosis; intracellular protein transport. The transcript is spliced from 23 exons.
UGAAGUUUGGUGGGAGGGGAGACAUUAACCCUCCUCCGCCUGCGGUAGCAGUGCUGAGGCCGGCACAGCCGCCAUUUUGAAUGCGAGGUUGGUUCCCCCUCCCUCCGUUAAAGAGAGAAAAUUCCAGUUUCUUCCUGGUGUCAUUGAGGCUGAGUAUGCCAACUCCGAUCAGGCUGCGGGAGCUGAUCCGGACCAUCCGGACGGCUCGGACCCAGGCGGAGGAGCGGGAGAUGAUCCAGAAGGAAUGCGCUUCCAUUCGGUCGUCUUUCCGGGAGGAGGACAACACGUACCGCUGCAGGAACGUGGCUAAGCUCCUGUAUAUGCACAUGCUGGGGUACCCAGCGCACUUUGGACAGUUGGAGUGCUUGAAGCUGAUUGCCUCUCAGAAGUUCACAGACAAGCGCAUCGGCUAUUUGGGAGCGAUGCUACUGCUUGACGAGCGACAGGACGUCCAUCUGCUCAUGACAAACUGCAUCAAGAAUGAUCUCAGCCACAGCACACAGUUUGUCCAAGGCCUGGCCCUGUGCACACUGGGCUGCAUGGGCUCAGCGGAGAUGUGUCGUGAUCUGGCCGGUGAGGUGGAGAAGCUCAUCAAAACGUCAAACUCCUACCUGAGGAAAAAGGCUGCGCUCUGUGCAGUGCAUGUGAUCCGGAAGGUGCCAGAGUUGAUGGAGAUGUUCCUCCCAGCAACGAAGAACCUGCUAAGUGAGAAGAACCAUGGUGUUCUUCACACGUCCGUGGUCCUGCUCACUGAGAUGUGUGAGCGGAGUCCUGACACACUCUCACACUUUAAAAAGCUGGUUCCACAGCUGGUCAGGAUCCUGAAGAACCUCAUCAUGUCGGGAUACUCACCCGAGCACGAUGUCUCGGGCAUCAGCGACCCCUUCCUGCAGGUGCGGAUACUGAGGCUGCUCCGUAUUCUCGGGCGGAACGAUGACGACUCCAGCGAGGCCAUGAAUGACAUCCUUGCGCAGGUUGCAACCAACACGGAGACAAGUAAAAAUGUUGGCAAUGCAAUCCUCUACGAGACCGUGCUGACCAUAAUGGACAUCAAAUCAGAGAGCGGACUGAGGGUCCUAGCAAUUAACAUCCUGGGACGCUUCCUGUUGAACAAUGAUAAAAACAUUAGGUAUGUGGCUCUGACGUCCCUGCUGAAGACGGUACAGACUGAUCACAAUGCGGUUCAGAGGCACAGGAGUACCAUCGUGGACUGUCUGAAGGACCUGGACGUGUCAAUAAAGAGACGCGCCAUGGAGCUCAGCUUCGCUCUGGUGAACGGGAACAACAUUCGCGGGAUGAUGAAGGAGCUGCUCUACUUCCUGGACUCCUGUGACCCAGAAUUCAAAGCGGACUGCGCGUCCGGAGUCUUCCUCGCAGCCGAGAAGUACGCACCUUCGAAAAGAUGGCACAUAGACACAAUUAUGCGGGUUCUCACAACGGCUGGGAGCUACGUCCGGGACGACUCCGUUCCCAACCUCAUCCAGCUGAUCACCAACAGCAUGGAGAUGCACGCGUACACCGUACAGAGACUCUACAAAGCCCUGCUGGACGACGUCUCCCAGCAACCGCUAGUGCAGGUGGCCUCUUGGUGCAUCGGAGAGUACGGAGACCUGCUGGUGUCCGGGCAGUGUGAGGAAGAGGAGCCCAUCCAGGUUUCGGAGGAUGAGGUCCUGGAUGUUUUGGAAGCUCUCCUGGCGUCCAACAUGUCCUCCACCGUGACUCAGGGAUACUCCCUGACCGCCAUCAUGAAGCUGUCCACGCGGUUCAGCAAUGUGAGUCGAAUCAAGAAGGUUAUGUCCGUGUAUGGAAGCAGUAUGGACGUGGAGCUGCAGCAGCGAGCGAUUGAAUACAACGCCCUUUUCAAAAAAUAUGAUCACAUGAGGCCUGCCCUGCUGGAGCGAAUGCCCGUCAUGGAGAAGACGGCGGCCACCAACGGCCCCACAGAGGUGCCACAGACCAAUGGGGAGGUAGAGCCCUCCGUGCUGGAUUCGAAAACCCUGCCUGGUGUCCCUCAGCCCCCUGGACAGGCUAACGACCUAUUGGAUCUCCUCGGAGGGAAUGAUGUCGUGUCUGUAAUCCCGACGGCCCCGCCCACAAAGCCUGUCUCUGCUGGAGGAGAGCUGUUAGACCUGCUGGGUGAUCUGUCCCUGUCAGGCGGUCCUGCGCCUGCCCCCGUCCCUGCCCCCCCCACGUCUGUCUCCCAGCCUGCCUUGCUGCUGGACGGCCUGUCCUCACACACGCUCCUGAAUGACGUGGCUGCAGGUAUCCCGCCGAUGACGGCUUACAGUAAGAAUGGCUUAAUAAUCGAGUUCACGUUUGAAAGGUCCAAUCUCAAUCCAAAUAUUACUGUUAUCACCGUUCAUGCCUCCAACAGCACCGAGGCAGAGAUGACGGACUUUGUGUUCCAGGCCGCAGUACCAAAGACUUUCCAGCUGCAGCUGUUGUCUCCCAGCAGUAACAUCAUCCCAGCUCUCAAGCAGGGGAGCGUCACACAGGUCAUUAAAGUGCUCAACCCCCAGAAGCAACCCCUGCGAAUGCGGGUGAAGCUGACGUACACCCACCAGGGCUCCCCUGUGCAGGACCUGGCCGAGGUGAACUCUUUCCCCCCUCAGUCCUGGCAGUAAUGGCCGCCGGCCUGCCUCCUUCGCUCUUAAGAGACCCUGCCAAGGGAACUAUGGGACGGCGCUCCUGGAACUGUGAACCGCUGUGCCGCCAGUGCAGACUGACCCCCCGGGGUGGCGUGGGGAGACGGCGGGGUCUCCCGUACCAGGACGGCGACGAAGGUCCGACGACGACGAUGACGAAGGCAACGCCGACAAGAGCAUCCGCAACAUAUCGGUUUUUAUAAGUCUGAUGGGUUUUCACCUUUGUCUGCAAUGAUGUCUGCUUCCACAGGGACUAGUGCUGUCCCAGUCCCUCAUGUGCACACACUGAACUAACCGCCCCCCCCUCGAGCCCCCCCCCCCCCCCCCCGCGCACACAUCGUCAUGGAGAUUCACCCUUUGGGUUACUGUGGUAACAUGCCUUUUUGAUUUCAGCUGUUGUCCUUGUUAAAUCAACCUUUUGUGUUUUGUAUUUUUUAUUGAAAUCUGUAGUUAACGGUUGGGAUGAUUUGCCUUUUUUCUUUUUUUUUUUCUUUUCUUUUUUUUGGAACUGCAACUGAAGUUAAUGAAUUGAAUUUUGCACUUUAAUCUCUCUCCGAAUCUGUACACCAUGCAGAAUUAAGAAAGUACUAUCUCCUGAUUGGCCUCGAAAUCUGUCUGGGUGUUCUGGAAUCUCAUCAUUUUUCCACUUUGGUGUCUCAAGAUCUUAACUUAUUUUGUUUAAUAAAGAUUAUCAGCCUUUGGUCAACGCACAGGCUCUUUGGUCCCAGUACAAUCUGUCCUGUUAAAUGUUGUGCUUCUGAAGGAUCCAGGACUGAAAUGCACUUUUACUGAAUUUGCCCUGUGCAGAUUCCUGCAGCUACGAUAGAGAUUUCAGUUCAUUUUUUAAUGUAGAAAUGACAUCCUUUCACCUUUAUUUUCUUGAAGCAUUCAGCCUUUUUUCAAUCAAGUGUAAAUCAUGGCUUUUGCUUUUUUGAUUAAUGCUUUUUGGUGUGAAGGGAAUAUGUCUGACCCCUUGGAGAACAAACCUGGAGGGAUUUACUAGUGUUAAGAUCGAGCUGUAAAGCACAACUUUUCUCUGAAGAGAACAAAGAGUCCUUUCCUGGUGGCAUACAGGGUUAAAUGUUGGAAUUCAGUUUCCAAAACGCGUAGUUCAGAGAGAAUGCCAGAAGGCACACUUUUUGUCAAUGUUUGUCAUCCUUUUUUUUUUAUUUCAGCUGAAACAAGAACAGGGUCAUUAACACAGAAAAAUGUAAGAGCACUGUAUUUGAGAUUUCUGUUGCUUGUUUUAGGGUCCUAUUUAAACAGAUUUUCUUCAGUGGAAGAUUGACUGGAGCUGUUAAUUGGAGCUGUUAAGAUUUGAAUUGUUGAUUAUGACUGUUUGGCAGUAUGCAGGGAGCCUCUAAACACCAUGUCUAAGUUUGAGAGCCCUGUGCCCGCUGGUUUGUAUGUUCUUCAUGCCAUACUGCUGCACUGCCGUAAAUGCUCGCAUUGCUUUUUAAGUAUAAAAAUUACAAAAUAAAAUUAUAAAAAUCUAAAUAUAA